AUGAAGAAGUGGUGGACGUAUGCGUUGACGGCGGCGGCGGUGGUGUUGAUGGUAUCGAUGGCGACGAUUGAGUGUCACAGCCAUAGCCACGACGGCCACAGUCACGACCACGAAGACGAGAUGGAGGUCCGGCCGGCCUUCAAGUACUCACGAGAAGCAAACACUGGCGGACAACAGAAGAAAGCAGAGGCGCCGCCGCCGACUGCCACCGGAGGCGCUAAACCCGCCGGCACUGGUUGUCCGUAUCACAGCCACAGCGAGUCGGCCGAUGGCCACCAUCACGACGAUCAUCACCACGCGGUGGACCCGUCGUCCGUAUGGGUGAAAGCGUUGGGCUCAACGGUAUUGAUCUCAUUGGCGCCGUAUGUCAUACUCUUCUUCAUACCUCUGGACAAUUCGCCCAAAUAUGAACAAUGGCUGAAAGUGUUGCUGAGUUUCGCGUCCGGCGGCCUUCUCGGCGACGCGUUCCUCCAUCUGAUACCGCACGCCAUCGAAGCCCAGGCCAGCCAUUCGGGUGGCGACCACUCGACGCACAGUCACUCCCAUUCGCACUCGCAUUCCGCGCCUCAGAUGGACGGCGAGCCGCACGUACACGACCUGUCCGUUGGCCUCUGGGUUUUGGCCGGUAUUAUAGUGUUCCUAAUGGUCGAGAAGUUUGUGCGUAUCGUGAAGGGAGGCGACGGACACAGCCAUAGCCAUGGCCACGGCUCCAAAACUCAUGAGAAGACCGCACACAAGAAGAGCACCGAUAAGUCCAAGAAAAAGACCAAAUCAGAGAAGAAGUCUGGAAAUGACACCAAUUCUGACACUGAGAUCGAUAGCGAUUUGGAGAAGAGCUCCGGCGAUGAAGACAAGAAGAAGUUGACACACGAUUCAAAUAUAGGUUACCUAUCAAUCGAUUUCGGUGAUAUCAAAGUUGCCGGUUAUCUGAAUCUGGCCGCAGACUUCACGCACAACCUGACCGACGGUCUGGCGAUUGGGGCGUCAUAUCUCGCAGGACAGAACAUCGGUAUCGUCACAACGAUCACCAUUUUGCUGCACGAAGUGCCGCACGAAAUCGGCGACUUCGCUAUAUUGAUCCAAUCGGGCUGUAGUCGACGCAAAGCCAUGUCCAUGCAGUUGAUCACAGCGGUGGGCGCACUCACCGGCACCUGUAUUAGUCUGUUCGCCGAGGGUAUGGGCGACGCGGCCUCCUCUUGGAUACUGCCGUUCACCGCCGGCGGCUUCAUAUACAUCGCCACCGUAUCUGUGAUACCGGAGCUCUUGGAGAAGACCAGUCUUUUGCAAUCAGUCAAAGAGGUGUUCGCACUCCUCGUCGGCGUAUUUAUGAUGGUAUUAAUCGCUCGCUUUGAGUGA
Molecule: messenger RNA, 1356 nt
Organism: Medioppia subpectinata
Lineage: Eukaryota; Metazoa; Arthropoda; Arachnida; Sarcoptiformes; Oppiidae
Source: the annotation of a GenBank genome assembly